GAAAUUUAAAUUCCUCGGGGUUUGGCUCCCGCCCGCCGGCCCGGGAGGGACUGCUCAGCUGAGGGGCCAGCGGGGCCAGGACAGCCGUCUCUCCCGCUGCCGCGGAGCUGCUCGGCCGCCGGUGUCCUCCCGGCCUUUCCCUUCACUAGCCUCGGGGCGGAAAAAAAACGCCCGGCAAUUGAGUCUAUAUUUUUAAGAGCAAAGUAUUUAUUUUAUUAAAGAGCGAAAAUGUCGUCUUUUGUGCAAGAUCUCAGCAAAGCAAUGUCUCAAGCUGGCACUUCACAGUUCCAGGAAGUCAUUCGACAAGAGCUGGAGUAUUCAAUGAAAGUCGAGCUGGAUAAGAUACUUGCGACUGCACCUUCAAAUGAGCUACAGCACACCAAAAAGGACCUGGAAGGAUUUAAGAAGCUGUUUCAUAGAUUCCUACAAGAAAAGGGACCAUCUGUGGACUGGGGGAAGAUUCAGAGACCUCCAGAAGAUUCUAUCCAGCCCUAUGAGAAGAUAAAGGCCAGAGGGCUGCCCGAUAACAUUGCUUCUGUCUUGAACAAACUGGUGGUUGUGAAACUCAAUGGCGGCUUGGGCACAAGCAUGGGGUGUAAAGGCCCCAAAAGCCUGAUUGGGGUGCGGAACGAGAACACCUUCCUGGAUCUGACAGUUCAGCAGAUUGAGCACUUAAACAAAACCUACAACACCGAUGUUCCCCUUGUCCUCAUGAAUUCCUUCAACACUGACGAUGACACAAAGAAAAUCCUGCAGAAAUACAGUCACAGCCGUGUGAAGAUAUACACUUUUAAUCAAAGCAGGUAUCCUAGAAUCAACAAGGAAACGCUGCUGCCCAUAGCCAAGGACGUGUCUUACUCAGGAGAGAACACGGAGUGCUGGUACCCCCCAGGCCACGGGGACAUCUACGCCAGUUUCUAUAACUCGGGUCUGCUGGAUAACCUCAUUGCCGAGGGGAAGGAAUAUAUUUUUGUAUCCAAUAUAGAUAACUUGGGUGCCACUGUGGACCUUUACAUACUCAAUCAUCUUAUGAACCCACCCAAUGGAAAACGCUGUGAAUUCGUCAUGGAAGUCACAAACAAAACCCGGGCGGAUGUGAAGGGUGGGACGCUUACGCAGUACGAAAACAAGCUGAGGCUGGUGGAGAUAGCUCAGGUUCCCAGAGCACACGUGGAUGAGUUCAAGUCCGUCUCAAAGUUCAAAAUCUUCAACACCAACAAUUUGUGGAUUGCCCUGUCUGCCAUUAAAAGGCUGCAAGAGAAAAACGCCAUUGACAUGGAGAUCAUUGUAAACCCAAAGACUCUGGAUGGAGGCUUGAACGUUAUCCAGUUGGAGACCGCGGUUGGUGCUGCUAUUAAGAGUUUUGAGAACUCUCUGGGGAUAAACGUGCCUCGGAGUCGUUUUCUGCCUGUGAAGACCACGUCAGAUCUCCUGCUGGUGAUGUCCAACCUGUACAGCCUCAACGCCGGCUCUCUGACCAUGAGCGAGAAGCGGGAGUUUCCCACAGUGCCUCUUGUCAAGCUGGGAAGUUCUUUCACAAAGGUUCAGGAUUACCUGCGGAGAUUUGAAAGUAUUCCAGACAUGCUGGAGCUGGAUCAUCUCACAGUUUCAGGUGACGUUACGUUUGGGAAGAAUGUUUCAUUAAAGGGAACAGUCAUCAUCAUCGCAAACCACGGCGACAGAAUCGACAUCCCGGCUGGAGCUGUGCUGGAGAACAAAAUCGUGUCAGGCAACCUGCGGAUCCUGGACCACUGAGGCGGGCAGGGGCACGGCUGGGCCGGAGGAUGCUGUGCUGCGCCAGCCUCGUUGGGGCAGAACCUUUGAAGCAUUAGAAAUCCAAGUACACAGAGGGCCUACGCUUCGUCAUCGUCACAGUACCCUGCAGUAUUAAUUUCAACUUAAUUUCUCUUGCUUAUCUCGUUAAGCAGACACAUAGCGCCAUGGAUGUGCGUAAGUAACGCUUCAGUCCUUAAAGAGAUUCUGUAACUCAGUUAAUAUAACCUUGAAGUGCAAUACUGUUUGUCUUGCGGUAAGAUGGACAGAUCUUCUUCGAUAAGAAGUGCAGAGGCUUGCCUCGAACAGGUAGUAGUUUUGCAUUGCUGUUAACUGCAGAAAUGAAGCUGUGAAGCAAUACCCGUGGGACAACACGGUUAGCUACUCACGUGAUGACUUUUUAUGAAGUACAAGUGCAGGCACAGUCAAAAACCCAAAGUUUCACUACUGCUAACUGGGCUGUCACACCCUGUAGUUCCUGUGCUCACACCUUUCCCCACUGCAGCCCUCUGGAACCCCCCCAAAUUCCAUCUGGGAUGUCCCAUCCCCACUGUACGUCAAGAUACUGGGGUAAGGCUGUCAAUACCUCCAUUUCUGUAUCAUGAGAGUGGGAAUCGUCCGUGUUCCAAACUCGCCCAAAGAACCUAAUACUUGAGAAAAAAAGAUCCUCAGUAUCCACAUGUGGUGUUUGCUUUUUCACAUCCCAUCUCAGACUGGCUCUCCUGUUAACUAUCCUCAUCCUUAAGCUGCCCUCUUCUUCUCAAUCAGUGGAUCAUGUUGACUACAGCCAUGUUCAUAUUGUCACAGCCAUGUAUGUUAAUUUAUCUUGAGUCAUUUCUAAAUUUGUACAGGAAUGGAAAUCCCUGUCCUGAUCACUAUUGAGUUCUGAAUGUUUCUCUUGUAUUUACAUGCAGACAACUUUAUUUUAUAAGCUUAGUAUAACACUGGUAUGUAUCAUUAAAGAAGUUGGUCUUUAAAAAACA
Molecule: messenger RNA, 2756 nt
Organism: Colius striatus (speckled mousebird)
Lineage: Eukaryota; Metazoa; Chordata; Aves; Coliiformes; Coliidae
Gene: UGP2
Product: UDP-glucose pyrophosphorylase 2
Exons: 10
Coding region: 229-1755 (508 amino acids)
Biological process (GO): UDP-alpha-D-glucose metabolic process; glycogen metabolic process
Cellular component (GO): cytoplasm
Molecular function (GO): UTP:glucose-1-phosphate uridylyltransferase activity
Source: RefSeq, a predicted model, not a curated record